Molecule: messenger RNA, 603 nt
Organism: Prunus armeniaca (apricot)
Lineage: Eukaryota; Viridiplantae; Streptophyta; Magnoliopsida; Rosales; Rosaceae
Source: the annotation of a GenBank genome assembly
AUGGAAGCUGAGAGAAAGCUGUCGGUGGAGGCAGAGGCGAUAUUCAGAGAAGGCGUAGCAUUGGUUCUGUCUCGGUGGUCGGCGCUCCAAUUGGCCGUCGACAACGAGUGGGGCGGCCGUGACUCGCGCCGCAAAUCGGAGCAACUCGCCGCCGACGUCUUCUCCUGGUUCACUCAGUCUAAAGAGGUUCUUUACAUAGAUGACUUAGAAGAUAUUCUGAAUGAAGCUAUGCUUUCUCUUAAUACCGUGACAGAGGAUGGCAGCAUUGAGGAGGUAGCUGAAAAGUUAAUGUUUAUGAAUGAAGAAUGUUUGAAUGGUGAUUUCAAGUCUGUUGAAAGCCUAAGAGAAGCCAAUCAUCGAAGAGUUGCUCUUCCUCAUGUUAAACAGGUGAAUGACGAUGAUGAUGAUGAUGACGACAAUGAAAGAGAUGAUACCCUCGAGAAUGAUGGUCCGUCAAACAUGAUGGUGGACACACCAGAGUCCCAGUCAAAUUCAAAUCCAGUAGAUAUGACAGACAAUAAACCAACUCCCAAGCCGGCAGCUAAAACAGAAGAUGGAUGGGAAGUAGUUGGACCAAGGCGUAGUAAAGGUAAAAGGAAUUAG